AUGGCGACCAAACCAAAUGUCGCGUUCAUUGGCUUGGGUGCCAUGGGAAUGGGCAUGGCACUGCAUCUGCUCGAAGAUGGUUUCCGGGUAAGCGGAUUCGAUGUCAGCCCUAAGGCGCUGGAGAUGUUGGCAUCAAAGGGUGGAUUUGCCGCAUCAAGUCCACAAGAGAGUGCCAGAGACGCUUCGUAUAUUAUCUGUAUGGUAGCGAAUGCGGAGCAGAUCAAGAAUGUGCUCUUUGCAGAAUCUAGAGGUGCGGUGUUUGGCCUUCCGCACGAUGCAAUCGUUAUUAUUUGUUCCACAGUUGCGCCGGCAUUCCCACAGGAAGUCCUUAGAUUAUUCAAAGAGGAUUUUCAAAGACCAGAUAUCAGAGUGGUGGAUUGCCCUGUAUCUGGGGGAACCGUACGCGCUGCUCAAGGUACAUUGACCAUCCUGUCCUCUGGAUCUUCAGCGACUCUAAAGGACACCAAACCGAUCCUGGAAUCGAUGUCAGAAUGCCUCUACGAGAUCAAAGGAGGACUGGGCGCGGCAAACAAAGUCAAACUCAUCAACCAACAGCUUGCGGGCAUUCAUAUUGCCAUAUCAGCAGAGGCGAUGGGACUGGCUGCUACUCUGGGCUUGAAUACGAAGCACUUGUAUGAAAGCGUCCUGGGUACUUCGGCGCACAGUUGGAUGUUUGAGAACCGAGUUCCUCAUAUGCUAGCGGAUGAUUGGACACCAUACUCCGCGCUCGGUAUUUUUGUGAAAGACAUGGGAAUCGUAACUUCGGAAGGUCUCAAUCGGAAAUUCCCGCUAUUCCUUGCAUCAACUGCAGAACAGUUAUAUCUCCUUGGUGCACAAAUGGAAUAUGAGCGGGAAGAUGACUCCGGCGUUGUCCGAGUGUUUCUCCCCAAGAGUCCAUCUUUAGUUUCGGAUAGCAAAUCAACCCAGAUGGACGUUUCGCAAUUUGCUGGAGCCUACAAGCUGAUCCAUCAAUUGCUGGAAAUAGUUCACACUGCAGCAGCGAUUGAGGCUGUCGCACUAGGUAUCAAUCUCGGCUUGCAGGCUAGUGAGCUAAUUUCAAUUAUCUCUAAUGCGGCUGGUGUAAGCGAAUCCUUCAAAGUCGUGGCGCCAAAAGCCGUGCUUGGAGAUUUUACUUCCGGCUGCACCAUCGCACAGACUCGGGACACGCUGGUAAGCCUGCUUUACAUGUAG
Molecule: messenger RNA, 1191 nt
Organism: Talaromyces proteolyticus
Lineage: Eukaryota; Fungi; Ascomycota; Eurotiomycetes; Eurotiales; Trichocomaceae
Product: putative 3-hydroxyisobutyrate dehydrogenase
Exons: 2
Coding region: 1-1191 (396 amino acids)
Molecular function (GO): oxidoreductase activity; NAD binding; NADP binding
Source: RefSeq, a predicted model, not a curated record